AUGUCCAAUGGAAGCUUCAUUACCCAGUUUGUCCUCCUGGCAUUCACAGACAUGCAGGAGCUGCAGCUCUUGGCCUUCUGGCUCUUCCUGAGCAUCUACCUGGCUGCCCUCCUGGGAAACGGCCUCAUCAUCACCACCAUAGCCUGUGACCACCACCUCCACACCCCCAUGUACUUCUUCCUCCUCAACCUCUCCCGCCUUGAUCUGGGCUCCAUCUCCACCACUCUGCCCAAAGCCAUGGCCAGUUCCCUCUGGAACACCAAGGACAUCUCCUACUCAGGAUGUGCUGUACAACUCUUGUUCUUCAUCUUCUUUAUCACAGCAGAGUAUUCUCUUCUCACCAUCGUGGCCUAUGACCACUUCGUUGCCAUCUGCAAACCCCUGCACUACGGGACCCUCCUGGGCAGCAGAGCUUGUGUCCACAUGGCAGUAGCUGCCUGGGCCACUGGGUUUCUCAGUGCUGUGCUGCAUACGGCCAAUACAUUUUCACUGUCCCUCUGCCACAGCAAUGCCCUGGACCAGUUCUUCUGUGAAAUCCCCCAGAUCCUCAAGCUCUCCUGCUCACACUCCUACCUCAGGGAA
Molecule: messenger RNA, 582 nt
Organism: Tauraco erythrolophus (red-crested turaco)
Lineage: Eukaryota; Metazoa; Chordata; Aves; Musophagiformes; Musophagidae
Source: RefSeq, a predicted model, not a curated record